Hevea brasiliensis (rubber tree) is the source of this 1967-nucleotide messenger RNA. Its product is annotated as auxin-responsive protein IAA26. Gene Ontology annotation, cellular component: nucleus. The record is from RefSeq and is a predicted model, not a curated record. Gene Ontology annotation, molecular function: protein binding. Lineage: Eukaryota; Viridiplantae; Streptophyta; Magnoliopsida; Malpighiales; Euphorbiaceae. The transcript has 6 exons. Gene Ontology annotation, biological process: regulation of DNA-templated transcription. Bases 692 to 1735 code for a protein of 347 amino acids.
AGAGAGAGAGAGAGUAUCUUUCUUUAUGGGGAGGGAGGUCAGCAACAGUACGUUUUGCUUCCUCGCCUGAACAACCUAACCUUUUUUAGAAGACUCUCUUCUGGGUUGCGUGCGCUUUGCUCUAACUUUCCCCGUUUUCUGUUUCUAAGUUCUUGAAUGUGAGAGAGAUAAAGGAAUCUCUCUUGUGUAUUAUCUCUCUGUUUUUUUUUUUUUUUUUUUAUCUGCCUCUAUUUUCAUUUUCUCUGCUUUUCUUUUCUACACCCAAAUCAUAUCUCUCUUGUCCCUCUUAUGCUAAAAGCAAAUAAAACCCACUAAGCGUGCCUAGAAAACAAUACAAAAGUCCCUAUUAUGUCUCUUUUCAUUGCCUUAGGCCUUUGAGUUGUUAAAACACUCAAUUUUUGUGGUUUUUCUUUCUCUUUGGUGGGGUUGGUAUCAUUAUUUUUUUGUUCUGAGUGUAUUGGGUUUAAGGAUUUUAUGGGUUGAGAUCUUAAAAAGCUGGUUCUUGUGUUGGCUGUUAAUAUCUAAAGGUUCUGUCGCAAUUUCCUACCUGGUUUUUUAAAUCAUUUGAAGAUGCGGGUCUUCAUGUUCUUGAGUGCUGGUUAAAGAAAUCUUAACAAAAGUGAGAUUUUCCUGUACACUUGCUUCUUUCUGGUGUUAAAGUUCGAAGAAGAAAGUGAUAUUUAGCUGCUGAAUGGAGGGUUGUUCAGAGAAUGGUGAGGCAUGUCCUCAGUUGCUGGAUUUGAUUCCAAGAGAAAGAGAAUGGCUGGUAAAAAGAGCUGAUGACAGAUCGUCAGAGGAGAAGAAGCUUGAACUAAGGCUUGGUCCACCUGGUGAAGAAUGGUUUCUUGGCAAGAACGCCUCCAAAAACGCAGAUAAUAGAGAAAGAGAUGAGUCUCUUCUCUCUCUAGGGUACUUCUCAAAUGGAAACCAACAAACCCACAAGUUUCCUUCACCUGAGAAUCUACAGCCUGGUUCGUUAUGGUUCAAACAACAACUAUCACAACAAGCAAAGGCUACUACUCCUUCAUUUCUCCAGUUUCCAUCAAAAACAACCACCACCACCCCACAGAGCCUGCCUGUAAUGGCAAAGGAAUCCUCACAGCCCUGCUGCACUAAAGUGGUAGUAGACUUGCAGCAGAGUGCAGAAAAGAAGGCGUUUUCACCUGCAGCUCCUGCAAAAACAGCUGUGCCCAACUGCUCUCAGAAAAGAACAGCUCCUGGUCCAGUUGUGGGUUGGCCUCCAAUUCGUUCAUGCAGGAAGAAUCUUGCAAGCAGCAGCUCUUCAAAACGUGCUAUUGACUCGCAAAAUGAAAGCCCAAACAAGAAAGUUGCUAGUGAAAAACCAGUUGAAACUUGCCAAAAAGGGAUGUUUGUGAAGAUCAAUAUGGAUGGUGUUCCCAUUGGUAGGAAAGUAGAUCUGAAAGCCUGCGACAGCUAUGAGAAAUUGUCCACUGCUGUUGAUGAACUCUUCAGAGGCCUCCUAGCAGCUCAAAGAGAUUCCUCUGCUGGUGGAAUCAUGAGCGAUCAAGAGGAAGAGAAAGUGAUUACGGGUGUAUUGGAUGGAAGUGGGGAAUAUACGCUUGUUUAUGAGGAUAAUGAAGGAGACAGGAUGCUUGUUGGGGAUGUCCCAUGGCACAUGUUUGUGUCGACGGUGAAGAGGCUUCGUGUAUUGAAGAGCUCUGAAGUUUCUGCGCUGAGCCUUGGAAGCAGUAAGCAAAAGGCAAAGUACCAAUGAAAUGAGAAGAAUGAAUUUUGCUGUGAAGAUUCUCUUUUGAAGCUUGAAGGAGAGAAGAAGACUUGAAUUUUAUUAUGUUCUUUAAUUGACAUUUUGUUUUUCUAUAAUAUUUGUAUGCAACUCACAGUAUAUAAUAUGUCUAUGCCUAGCUUUCAUAUGUUUACCCUUUAACCCUCUAAUGAACUUGCUCUCUUUAAUUGAAUAAAAUCAUCAAUGGCAUAUUGAUUGUCAA